Sceloporus undulatus (fence lizard) is the source of this 2834-nucleotide messenger RNA. RefSeq names its product aspartoacylase (gene ASPA). Bases 738 to 1679 code for a protein of 313 amino acids. The record is from RefSeq and is a predicted model, not a curated record. Gene Ontology annotation, molecular function: hydrolase activity, acting on ester bonds; hydrolase activity, acting on carbon-nitrogen (but not peptide) bonds, in linear amides. Lineage: Eukaryota; Metazoa; Chordata; Lepidosauria; Squamata; Phrynosomatidae. The transcript is spliced from 7 exons.
CAAACCUUAGGGCAAGAUUUGCCCAGAAGAAGGGGAUUGGCAUUGCCUUCCUCUGAGGCUGAGAGAGUGUAACUUGCCAAAGGUCACCCAUUGGGUUUCUAUGGCCGAGCGAGGUUUCGAACCCUGAUCCCCUACAGUAGCAGUCUAACACUCAAAAACCCUGUUAUAAGAUUGCCUUAGGAUCUCCAUAAGUUGGAAAUGACUUGUAUAUUGCAAUAUAGUUAUCAACACUGUUAAUUAAAGAAGAGAAAUUUUAUGUCUCUUGGGAGCAUUGGGAGCAUAGUUACUUUGGACAAAGCCAAGCUACUUUAAUGUCAGUUUGGCUUUUCUGUUGGGAUGGUACUUUCCCAAAGAAAUUGUCAAAGAGAGUAAGCAGAUUAAACAACAAUUGACCACGUUUUGUCCAGCUUUCGGAGAGGGAACUCUUGAUAUGUUUCUCAUUGUUUUUCCUUUACCAACAAAUGCAGAGGAUGGAUACACACAUAAUGUGCAGGCGCAUACAAUACGCUGUAUACUUUCCCGAAAGCAGGGAGCUAUUUUAAUGCUUUACGCUUUACGACUCAUGCCCGCGGCGUGUUAAUUAAUAGCCGCGCGAGGCGAGGGCAAAGGACGGUACGGACCGUACUUUGGCAUGAAAUGUCACUUCUCUAUCAUCCACCGCUGUUAACUUUUCUACUAGCUUUGGAGGGGAAAAGAUACGACGCCAUCGGGUCGCCCUUGGAAAGCCGCCUUACAGAAUGGCCUCCUCUCAGGUUCUCCAACACGCUCCCAUACGGCGGGUGGCCAUCUUCGGAGGGACCCACGGCAAUGAGAUGUCGGGUGUGUUUCUGGUCAAACACUGGCAGCGGCAGGACAGCACUGAGAUCCAAAGGCCAGGGCUAGAGGUGAGGCCCUUCCUGGCUAAUCCGAAAGCUGCGGAGAAGUGUCGCCGAUACAUCGAUUGCGACCUGAAUCGGACUUUUGAUCCUGAAAAGCUUGGGAAGCAGCUUGAGGACAACGCUCCCUACGAAGUCAAAAGGGCUCAAGAAAUAAACCAGAUCUUUGGCCCCAAAGGCAGCCCCGACGCCUACGACCUCAUCUUCGACCUGCACAAUACGACGGCCAACAUGGGAGGCACCCUCAUCCUCGAAAGCUCCGGAGAUGAGUUGACCAUUCAGAUGUGUCGCUACAUUAAGGAUGCUUUGGCACCAGAUGGCUGUCCCGUUUUCCUUAUUGAGCAUCCCAACCUGAAAUAUGCAACGACGCGGUCUAUAGCCAAGCAUCCUGUGGGCAUCGAAAUUGGUCCUCAGCCCCAAGGAGUCCUCAGAGCCGACAUUUUGGAGAAGAUGAGGAGGAUCAUCAAACACGGGCUUGACUUUAUUGAGCUUUUCAAUUCAGGGAAAGAGUUCCCGCCUUGCACCGUCGAGGUUUACAGAAUAAUGGAGAAAGUCGACUACCCUAGAAACAAGAAUAAUGAGAUCACAGCCAUCAUCCACCCCAAUCUUCAGGAUCAAGACUGGCAGCCUCUCAAACCCGGGGAUCCUAUGUUUUUAACGCUCAGUGGAAAGACCAUCCCGUACGAAGGAGACGUCACAGUGUACCCGGCGUUUGUGAACGAGGCGGCCUACUACGAAAAGCAACAAGCGUUUGUUAAGACGGUAAAAGUAAAAUUGGGUGCGCGAGGUCUCAGAGCCUCUUAGAACUAGAAUGACUUUUUAAUUACUUAAGUUUCAGUCGGAGGGCCAAAUCCACGACAGAUGUAUCAGGCUAACCCAAGAUGGCCAGACCGUGAAAGCCAUUCAUUCAGACUUGGACUUGAAUAUUAAAUAGUCCUUGCAAUUAAAAAUGGUAUUCUGGGCACUUUAGAAGAGAUAUGCACCGUCAUAAAAGCUUUAUUAGGAUGAAUGUAAUUUAGUGUUGUUUAUACAACGAGCUUUUUAUUAAUCGUAUUUUUAAUAUGAUUAUAUUUUUAAUAAUAGUAAUAUGUUUUGUAUUUAACGUGUUCUGGACCAAGGAACUGAAAAGGAUGAUACUGAGGAGAGAGAAAGAGACAAUAUAAUUAAACCUUGUAAAGAUUUUACCUUAAUACCAGCAAGAACAGCUUUCACUCCAUAAGGAGCCCUCCAGAGAAUGCUGGACAACAAAACCCAUCAGUCCCAACCAAAGAGUCUUUAGUUAGAAGGGGGGAAAAGGAACGUUGAUGGGUGCUAUUUUUCAUUCUACUGUGAAAUUCCUGGUAACAGAGACUGUGAGAUAACUCAUGUUUGUAUAAAACUACUGAUUUUAUUCAUCUCACUUUGCAAUAAAUAAUUCUUUAACACAAUUAAAAAAAAAGCACAUUUGUCGUGACAUUCAAAAUAACAACAACAUAACGUCAUAUUUUCUCCAAAGUGGCCUUUCGGCUCUAAAGUGCUGGUCAGAAAGCGGAAGGAACAGCUACAGAGGCGUACCCUUUUUACAGCCCUCUUCGAAAACCCGCAGGUACAGCAGCGUCUAGGUUUGUGUCUAAGAAAAGCAAAUUGUCAAUGCACUUUCUGGUGCCAGGCAAACCAAAACCUGAAAUAUUCCUUGGAGUUUCAGUGAACAAUAAGGCACAUUCUGCAGGAUGCUCUGUGUAAAUAUUGAGCGUGGAAAAGUUCUUUUGGACCGGCACACGUUCAAGAAAAGGUUGAGGUAGCCAUGUUUUCUGUAUCCCGUUUCCUCCACAGUUCUAGAGCGGAUGCGGUGCGGAGGUAAUAAUGCCAAUUUGAGACCUUAGAGAUCCAAGGUUCCUGGUCCUCAUCGAGCCAUGAAUCUUGCCUUAGGCUAGUAACUUUCUCAGCUUGAGCUACUUCACAGGGUUGUUAUGAGGUUAA